CCAUAAUGUGUGCAGUGAAGCCCGAUGGGGUUCCCCAGCUCUGUCGAACAGACGAAGUAGGCGAGCUCUGUGUAUGCGCCAUUGCAACAGGAACAUCCUAUUACGGACUCUCUGGGAUGACGAAAAACACAUUUGAGGUUUUCCCUAUGACCAGCUCAGGUGCACCAAUAAGCGAAUACCCCUUUAUAAGAACUGGAUUGCUGGGAUUUAUUGGCCCAGGUGGACUGGUUUUUGUUGUCGGCAAAAUGGAUGGUCUGAUGGUUGUCAGUGGACGGCGGCACAAUGCAGAUGACAUCGUAGCCACAGCGCUGGCUGUGGAACCAAUGAAGUUUGUUUAUAGGGGAAGAAUAGCAGUGUUUUCAGUGAGCGUCCUUCACGACGAGAGGAUAGUUAUUGUUGCUGAGCAAAGACCAGACUCCACGGAGGAAGACAGCUUUCAGUGGAUGAGCAGAGUGCUGCAGGCUAUAGACAGUAUUCAUCAAGUUGGGGUUUACUGCUUAGCGCUGGUGCCAGCAAACACACUCCCAAAGACUCCCCUAGGUGGAAUCCACUUAUCAGAAACAAAGCAGCUUUUCCUGGAAGGAGCACUGCAUCCCUGUAAUGUGUUGAUGUGUCCACACACCUGCGUAACAAACCUGCCUAAACCAAGGCAAAAGCAACCAGAAAUUGGCCCUGCCUCUGUGAUGGUGGGGAAUCUGGUCUCUGGGAAAAGAAUUGCUCAGGCGAGUGGCAGAGAUUUGGGGCAAAUAGAAGAUAAUGAUCAAGCCAGAAAGUUCCUGUUUCUCUCAGAGGUCUUACAAUGGAGAGCGCAAACAACUCCUGACCAUGUGCUUUACACGCUGCUAAAUUGUAGGGGAACAAUAGCGAACUCUCUUACAUGCGUUCAGCUGCACAAGCGAGCUGAAAAGAUAGCUGUUAUGUUGAUGGAAAGGGGCCACUUGCAAGAUGGAGACCACGUUGCUUUGGUCUACCCUCCAGGGAUAGAUCUGAUCGCUGCAUUUUACGGGUGUUUGUACGCAGGCUGUGUGCCGAUAACAGUUCGACCUCCGCAUCCACAAAACAUUGCAACGACGUUGCCUACAGUGAAGAUGAUUGUGGAGGUGAGUCGCUCUGCCUGUUUAAUGACGACGCAGUUGAUAUGUAAAUUGCUGAGGUCGCGAGAGGCAGCUGCCGCCGUGGAUGUCAGAACGUGGCCCCCCAUAUUAGACACAGAUGAUUUGCCAAAGAAACGGCCUCCUCAGAUCUACAAACCUUCUAACCCUGACAUGCUGGCUUACCUGGAUUUCAGUGUAUCGACGACUGGAAUGCUAGCCGGGGUGAAGAUGUCUCAUGCAGCCACUAGUGCCUUUUGUCGUUCUAUUAAGCUGCAGUGUGAGCUUUAUCCUUCUAGAGAAGUUGCUAUCUGUUUGGACCCUUACUGUGGACUCGGGUUUGUCCUUUGGUGCCUCUGUAGCGUUUAUUCAGGGCACCAGUCUAUUUUGAUUCCUCCCUCAGAACUGGAGACCACACCUGCGCUCUGGCUCUUGGCCGUGAGUCAGUACAAAGUGAGAGAUACUUUUUGCUCUUACUCAGUCAUGGAGCUUUGUACCAAGGGGCUUGGUUCGCAAACAGAAUCUCUGAAGCAAAGAGGACUGGACCUCUCAAGGGUACGGACAUGUGUGGUGGUGGCAGAAGAACGGCCUCGAAUCGCCCUGACGCAAUCUUUUUCGAAGCUUUUCAAAGAUCUGGGCCUCCACCCCCGGGCUGUCAGCACGUCGUUCGGCUGCCGAGUUAACCUAGCCAUAUGUUUGCAGGGGACAUCGGGGCCAGAUCCAACCACUGUGUAUGUUGACAUGAGGGCCCUAAGGCAUGACAGAGUGCGUUUAGUAGAAAGAGGAUCCCCACAUAGUUUGCCUCUCAUGGAAUCGGGAAAGAUCCUCCCUGGAGUUCGUAUCAUUAUUGCUAAUCCAGAAACAAAGGGACCCUUGGGAGAUUCUCAUCUUGGAGAGAUAUGGGUUCACAGUGCUCAUAAUGCCAGCGGUUAUUUUACCAUCUACGGUGAUGAAUCCUUGCAGUCAGAUCAUUUUAAUUCAAGACUUAGUUUUGGAGACACACAAACUAUCUGGGCACGGACUGGCUAUUUGGGGUUCUUGAGGAGAACAGAACUUACAGAUGCAAAUGGAGAGCGACAUGAUGCACUUUAUGUGGUAGGUGCACUAGAUGAAGCCAUGGAAUUGCGAGGAAUGAGGUAUCACCCCAUAGAUAUUGAGACAUCUGUAAUAAGAGCACAUAAAAGCAUUACGGAAUGCGCGGUGUUUACCUGGACAAAUCUGUUGGUCGUUGUUGUUGAGCUCGAUGGAUCAGAGCAAGAAGCCUUAGACCUGGUUCCUUUGGUCACCAAUGUGGUCCUGGAGGAGCAUUACCUGAUUGUAGGAGUGGUGGUAGUGGUGGACGUUGGUGUAAUUCCUAUCAACUCCCGUGGAGAGAAACAACGUAUGCACCUACGAGAUGGAUUUUUGGCAGACCAGCUAGAUCCCAUCUAUGUGGCCUACAACAUGUAGUCUUGUAUCUUUAAGGCUUCCAUGGACUUUACUCUAGAUGUAUAAAUUUUUUUUUGACGUCCACUGAACAAUGUGCUGAAAAGGAAGUAACUCUCUUCAGAACGGAACUGUUUCUAUUAGGACUUUUUGAAGUGCUCGUUAUUGGCAGGACAUAAAAUGUGAAAUGUGUUUCUUUUACCACUACAUUUUAGCACAGAAGGACUUUGGGGUACUGCCUUCAGUUUGUUGGAAAACCCAUUAUUAGACUUUUUUAAAGAAUUAUUUUUUG
Molecule: messenger RNA, 2808 nt
Organism: Gekko japonicus
Lineage: Eukaryota; Metazoa; Chordata; Lepidosauria; Squamata; Gekkonidae
Product: disco-interacting protein 2 homolog C
Exons: 19
Source: RefSeq, a predicted model, not a curated record